CACCGGCCGGUCGGCUGGGCCUGCUGGCCGACGCGGUGCGGCACCUGGAGCGCGCCAAGCCGCGCACGGCACCGCCGGCCCGCAGCCGGCCCGUGCGCGCGCCGCACAGGAAGAACAUGUCCUUUAGCAACGAUGAGGUGCGCCAGAUCGACCGCCACAACCGCAUCCUGCUAAACAAGAUCGUGGCUCAGCAGCGGCGGCCGAUGGCCCGGCCGACGGCGGCCGGCGGCGGCGCGCCACGCCGCACCAGUCAGGCGGACCAGAUUCGGCGCGAUAAUCUGAUACUGUUGCAGAAGAUUCACGGCGCCCGGCCGUCGCGCUCGGUGAUCUCGGGCUUCCACGACGAGCCGCCGCCGGUGCGCCCGAUCCUGGAGAGGGGAGCCGUCAGACACAGGCGGCCCUGGGUGGACCGCUAGUCCCACCGCGUGUCUAGCUCCAUGCACGCGGCCGGCUCGGCCGACAGCCUCUUGACAUGUGUGUGUGUUUGUGUGUUGUGUGUUGACUUGGUGGUAGGGGACGAGCCUGUUUAUCUCGCUUGCACUGUGUGCACAAUCUUCAUAUUGCACUUGUGUAAUGGCUGCACACAUCUAUUUCCUAGGGUUCAGAGACUGGCAUCGGCGUGCUUAAGGAUAAGGGCCAUAGCGCCAUGACCCUUCUCUUGGGCGUUACGGCGUCCCUUUUGACACUGGCGGCUGCUGCUAGCGCACGCCGAAGGGUUUUAUUGUGUAUCAUUAAAAGAUAUGCUGUGUCAACAGGGGUAUGUGCAAGAAUUGACUAU
Molecule: messenger RNA, 778 nt
Organism: Pollicipes pollicipes
Lineage: Eukaryota; Metazoa; Arthropoda; Thecostraca; Pollicipedomorpha; Pollicipedidae
Product: cilia- and flagella-associated protein 97
Exons: 2
Coding region: 117-416 (99 amino acids)
Biological process (GO): spermatogenesis
Source: RefSeq, a predicted model, not a curated record